AUGAUGAUUUGGGAACCAAAUUGGACUCUUAAUGCCACACCACCCCCCACCCACCACACCACGGCCCUCACCACACCACCCCCGCCCGCCACACCACGGCCCUCACCACACCACCCCACCCGCCACACCACAGCCCUCACCACACACCCCGCCCGCCACACCACGGCCCUCAUCCCCCCCCCCCCCCCCCGCCCGCCACACCACGGCCCUCACCACACUACACCCUGCCCCUCACCACACCACGGCCCUCACCACACCCCGCUCCUCACCACACACACCCACCUGCCACACCACGGCCCUCACCACACACCCCGCCCGCCACACCACGGCCCUCACCACAUCCACCCCGCCCGCAACACCACGGCCCUCACCACACCACCCCACCCGCCACACCACAGCCCUCACCACACCCCGCCCGCCACACCACAGCCCUCACCACACCCCCCACCGCACACCACAGCCCUCACCACAUCCACCCCGCCCGCCACACCACGGCCCUCACCACAACACCCCACCCGCCACACCACGCCCUCACCACACCCCCGCCCGCCACACCACGGCCCUCAUCCCCCCCGCCACACCACGGCCCUCACCACACUACACCCUGCCCCUCACCACACCACGGCCCUCACCACACCCCGCUCCUCACCACACACACCCACCCGCCACACCACGGCCCUCACCACACACCCCGCCCGCCACACCACGGCCCUCACCACAUCCCCCCCGCCCGCCACACCACGGCCCUCACCACACCACCCCCGCCCGCCACACCAAGGCCCUCACCACACCACACCCCGUCCGCCACACCACGGCCCUCACCACACACACCCCGCCCACCACACCACGGGCCUCACCACACACACCCCGCCCGCCACACCACGGCCCUCACCACACCACACCCCGCCCCUCACCACACACACACCCGCCCCUCGCCACACCACGGCCCUUACCGCCUCACCCUCACACUGA
This is a messenger RNA of Eriocheir sinensis (Chinese mitten crab), 972 nucleotides long. RefSeq lists its product as uncharacterized. The transcript has 2 exons. The coding region runs from base 1 to 972 and encodes 323 amino acids. NCBI's taxonomy places the organism in Eukaryota, Metazoa, Arthropoda, Malacostraca, Decapoda, Varunidae. The record is from RefSeq and is a predicted model, not a curated record.